This is a messenger RNA of Tachysurus fulvidraco (yellow catfish), 1407 nucleotides long. RefSeq names its product Kazal-type serine peptidase inhibitor domain 2 (gene kazald2). Gene Ontology annotation, cellular component: extracellular region. The record is from RefSeq and is a predicted model, not a curated record. Gene Ontology annotation, molecular function: insulin-like growth factor binding. Gene Ontology annotation, biological process: regulation of signal transduction; regulation of cell growth. NCBI's taxonomy places the organism in Eukaryota, Metazoa, Chordata, Actinopteri, Siluriformes, Bagridae. Bases 369 to 1289 code for a protein of 306 amino acids. The transcript has 4 exons.
UCCCCUCUGAGGUUUCUCCUUUCCCUUUCUUACCCCCCUUGUGCAUACACACUUUCUCAGCUGUGUGCUUGUCCAGGCUGCGGGUGAAGACAGACAUCUCCGUUCUCUGUUUAUAGGAAGAGUUUAGGCUGGAAGAGUGAAAGCAGAUAAGCGGCUUUACUUUAGGAAAAUCUGCAGCCAACUAUUGACACCAGCAGUCUGGGAUUUGGAGGCCUGCAGCCUGCAAAGGAUCACUCAUCUCUGUUAAGAGCUUGUCUGCCAGCAGCGAGAUGAAAGGAUUUGCGACUGUUUGAGACACAACAAAGAUCUCCAAAACACUGACUUGCUUUUCAGUUGUUUGUCAACAAACGCAACCUAGGGAACAGAUAAUGCCAUAUUUAACGGUGCUGAUAGCACUACUGCUAGCUUCCCUCUCUGAGCCUCUUUCCCUAGAACAUCUCAGGCAUUUAGACUUGCAGAGGGACAUUCGGCCAGGUCAGCGAUGUCCAGCAAAGUGCCAACGCGAGCAGUGCCCGGAUCCCAGGCUGCUCCAGAGCUGCCAGUGGGGUCAGGUCCGGGACCUGUGUGGGUGUUGUUGGGAAUGUGGGAAUGGAGAGGGCCAGCUUUGUGACCCUGAACCCUGGACUGGGUCCACGUAUUUUGGUCAGUGUGCCAAGGGACUCCGUUGUAAAGCCACACGCAGGGACCCUGCAAUGAAGGCAGAACCUAAGCCUGUAUGUGUGUGCACCAAGCAGGAGAUUCUGUGCGGUACUGAUGGGAAGACAUAUGAGAAUAUUUGCGAGCUACGAGCAGUGCAGCACAGGCUGGGUGAGCAGAAAAAGGUAACAGUGGCACAUCAUGGACCCUGCAGAGCAAAGCCAGUCAUAACCUAUGCUCCGGGUGACAUCAUUGCUCUGGAAGGAAGCAACAUCCUUCUUUCCUGUGAGGUGUCAUCAUAUCCAGUGGCCUCCAUUCUGUGGAAGAAAGAAGGAGACAGUACUUUCCUUGUUUCAGAGAAUUCAAACAGAGCCAUACAGGCGAGUGGAGGCCCGAGGCAUUUUGAACUUACUGGCUGGCUUCAGCUCUACAAGGUUGGCCCUGAUACUGCCGGGGUGUACACAUGUGCUGCCAGGAACACCUUCGGUGAAACGUCUGCCUCCGUAAGAUUACGGGUUAUACACGGAGGGUCUCAGAAAGGCAGAGAGCUACCUGAAAGAAAAAAUGAAGCUCACAGCACAUCUAUCAAUGAAGCUGAGAGUGAAGAUGAUGAAGAUUUUGAGGGACAACCAAGUGGAUAUAUGUAUUUGUAAGAUAUAUUGAUUCCAUUUGUCAAAUUUCUAACUGCGUUCCUGGUCUGCAUAGCGUCAUUACUUCUGUAAAAUAGUUGAUGUCUUGUUUGAGUAUGUACCUGUUAUCUGAGCACUGUAA